Molecule: messenger RNA, 375 nt
Organism: Athene cunicularia (burrowing owl)
Lineage: Eukaryota; Metazoa; Chordata; Aves; Strigiformes; Strigidae
Gene: XG
Product: Xg glycoprotein (Xg blood group)
Exons: 8
Biological process (GO): homotypic cell-cell adhesion; T cell extravasation; positive regulation of neutrophil extravasation
Source: RefSeq, a predicted model, not a curated record
AUGGGGAAAUUCAGAAGGAUUCUUCUUUUGUGCCUUGGAUUUCUUCUAAUCCAUGUAAGAGGUCAACGUGAUUUUGAUUUAGCUGAUGCUCUUGAUCACCCAGAUGACAUAAUUACCAGGAAGCCUACAGUGAUCAGAAGACCAACAAGGCCUGUGCUGAACAAUGAUCUGCAUUUAGGAGAUGCUCUUGGUGGGGGUGACAUCUCAAGAAAACCUUUAUACCCACCUCUUCCACCACGACCGGGAAGCCAUAUUAAUUCUGGAGGUUUUGAUGACUCAGAUCUUUUUGAUGGGAAGCCUUUACCACCGCACAUAACAGGAGAAGACGAGCAUCAUUUCAACCAUGGAGGAAACACAGAUUCAGGAUUAAUAGCA